Lactuca virosa is the source of this 417-nucleotide messenger RNA. The record is from the annotation of a GenBank genome assembly. NCBI's taxonomy places the organism in Eukaryota, Viridiplantae, Streptophyta, Magnoliopsida, Asterales, Asteraceae.
AUGACAUCUUCAAGCUCAGUGGGAAGUAGGAGCAAUAUCCGAUCACGAAGGCAAGCAUUAAGGGCAACAUGCUUUUGUGAAGACCCCAUUGGUAAGUGGACAUCAUGGAGGCCAACAAACCCUGGCAGGAGGUUCAUCGGCUGCCCUAAUUUCUGGGAUGAGGAAAAAUAUUGCAAGUAUUUUGCUUGGGUCGAUCCCCCAUUACCAAACAACUGGUACAGAAACUUGUUGAUGGAGUUUCACAAUAAUAACAUUCAAGUACACAAUGAGUUUGCGGAAGAAUUUGUGGAAGAAGCUGUGGAUUUUCACAACAAUGGCAUUCAAGAGGUUCCUGUACAAGUUGAAGGUGAAAAAUGGAAGAUUGGGUUUUUUUUGUGUUUGUUGGUGAUUGUGUGGAUUAUGUUGAAGUGGUUUUAA